Miscanthus lutarioriparius is the source of this 1470-nucleotide messenger RNA. NCBI's taxonomy places the organism in Eukaryota, Viridiplantae, Streptophyta, Magnoliopsida, Poales, Poaceae. The record is from the annotation of a GenBank genome assembly.
AUGGGGAAGCGGUGGGAUCCUCAUGGUGGGCUCUCAUGGGCGACGGCGAAGUCUCAAGGUUCUCUCCACAACCCUAGGGCGGUUUCUGUAGGCGUGCUCGCGCCCACAAGGCCGGAUGUGUCCGGCAACCUCUAUCGUAUGGGGAUAGAUAUGAUACAGCAAUUAGGCAGGCGUAUUGGCAAAAUGAUGAAGGAUGAACAGCACAGAUCGUCAAUAGUUUGGCAGCACUUCUGGAGGACGUCACCUUGUAAAUACUGUCGUACCGUGACCGUGAUAUGCCCAUAUUGCCACACUGUCAUGAGAGACCCCUCAACCAUUAAGAUGUUAAGGCAUCUAGAGAGCAUUCACCAGCUUCCGGCUUCCUCUGGGGCACGGUCCUCUCAGGCACUACAGAUUAAAGAAAUCGCUGAGAAUCCCAAUGGUGAGAGUGAACCAAUUGAGACAGACAACAGCAAUAAUUGUGCCACUGCAGCGCGAGUGGACACGCAAGGCACCAACGCUGUUGUACUGUCUCCAUGGCAACAGCAUCAGCCACUGAUGGACCGCGAGGAACAAAUGGCAACAAUCCUUUCGUCCCAGCCGUGCUGCCCAGGACCCGGUGGUUUUGUGGUCGGUACUAAAUAUUUUCCCAUUCUUGAGCCGGACCCAUGGUGCGGCCUCAUUAUCCGACUCUCUGAUAGCUCAUAUUGCUCAUCGACUACUAAAAGUCCUCACGACGGCUUCAGAUUGAAAUUUUACGACAACAGCAAGGAGAAGGGUUAUAAAGGAGUCUCGCUAGCAACUGGCAGUUCAUACCUGUUGGUGGGAGUUGACAAUUUGUACACGACGCCCGCACCACCAUCUGGGUACGGAUAUCCCUGCCAUUCUAUGCACCGUGUCGUUGGUUAUAAAAUUUUACCAAAACAACAAGGAGUUCAAGUGCGCUCGUCAGCAGCUUGGAUGCACGUCAGCGAGAACCCGUAUGAAGAUCAUCCUGGAGUCUCGCUAGCAACUGGCUCCGACACUAUUGGCAGUUCAUACCUGUUGGUGGGAGUUAACAAUUUGGACUCGGCGUCCGCACCAGCUGGGUGCGCAUAUCCCUGGCAUUCUAUGCACCGUGUCCUUUGCUCGUUAGGAUUCAAGAAAGAAUUUGUUACAAAUUUAGUGAUGUAUGCAUUUGGACGGGUCGACGAGUGUAAUUUGAGGUUAAGGAGCCCCAGUUCAAGUAACAAGGGCAAAAGUAUUGUUAAACAAGCUGGUGAUGUGCCAUCAGGAAAACGGAAGCGAAAACCGCUUCCUCCACGGUCUAAAGUUUGGAACCAUUUCACGAAGGAGGAGGUGGUGGAGGCUGAAGGUUCAACGGUUACCAUGGCAAGGUGCAACCACUGUGGAUCUAAGCUGAAAGCUGAUUCAGCAAGUCAUGGUACUACUCAGUUGAAAAGACAUAUUACAAGCACACACCCGGACGAAUUAGCCAAAUCACCAUUAUAA